This is a messenger RNA of Raphanus sativus (radish), 1435 nucleotides long. Its product is annotated as putative F-box/kelch-repeat protein At4g39600. The transcript has a single exon. The record is from RefSeq and is a predicted model, not a curated record. The coding region runs from base 119 to 1279 and encodes 386 amino acids. NCBI's taxonomy places the organism in Eukaryota, Viridiplantae, Streptophyta, Magnoliopsida, Brassicales, Brassicaceae. Gene Ontology annotation, molecular function: protein binding.
UGUGGCUAUUUUAUCUCACACGGAAAUUCAGCGCGUAUAGCUUACGGGCCCAAGUACUUGUAAAAGUCUUGAAGAGAGAUAGAGAGAGAGAGAGCCAAAACCCUAAACUUUUUUUGAAAUGUCGUCCUCAACCAUGGAUUCCGGUGAAGAGCCACGGUCGAAGAAGCUGGCGAUAGAGCCUACCACCACGACCAAUCUGCCACUUCCAGAGGAGCUAGUAUUGUGCUGCUUGGCCCGCGUCUCAAGGUUGCAUUACCCGAUUCUCUCACUCGUCUCCAAGACCUUUCGUUCUCUCACCUCUUCGCCGGAGCUUUACCAGACCCGAUCUCUCCUAAACCGCACCGAGAACUGUCUCUACGUGUGCUUGCGGUUCCCUAAUGAUCCCGAACUCCGCUGGUUCACUCUCUGUCGGAAACCCGACAAAACCCUAAAGAAGAAAAAGAAGAAGAAAACAUCAACAAGUGGUAAUGUUCUGGGUCAGGUUCGGAUUCUCGGUACUCCUCCUCCAGUGGAAUGGUCGAACCUCGUGGCUGUUGGUCAUAGGCUGUACGCCGUCAGCCCUGGCCCCUGCUCUUCCAAUGCCUUAUUCCUCGACUGUCGAACCCACGCUUGGGUCGAAACUCCGAGCCUGAGGUUUCCCCACACCUUUCCAGAGUGCGCUGGGAUGAUGUAUUUACCAGGAGGCUCAGAGAACCCAGAUUCUGUCAACUGUCUCCAGGUGUUUAACGUACAGACACAAACUUGGAACGUGCCUCCCGGGGAGAAGAAAAUAUUCAGACUCAGAGAUUUACAAGGGAGGGCUUACCAGAACAAUGAUGUAGCGGCGGCGGCUGGGUCUGGGUCUGGGUCUGGGACUGGGACUGGUAGGUGGCUUGUGGUUGCAAGGGUAAAGGAGUAUACAACGCACUUGGAGAGUUGUGAUACUCUUUGUUUGAUAGAUAAAACAUUCUAUCGCUAUGAAUCAUCCAGUGGAAAGCUAGUUUGGUCUAACCGUUACGUGGAAUCAGAUCUUUGGAGGAAAGUUCAAGGUUUGGAAGGACUGCCUAAGUUUCCCCGCUAUAGCAAUGUUUAUUUAGUUCAAAGUUGUGGUGGUAAGUUGGUGGUGUUUUGGGAUAAGCAUGUGCGUUCGCGUGAGGAGAAGAUGAUUUGGUGUGCUGAGAUCUCGCUGGAAACGCGCAGCAGCGGUGAUGGGGUUUGGGGAAAGGUAGAGUGGUUCGAUGCUGUGCUUACAGUCCCAAAGUCUUACAAAUUCGUCUAUGCUAUUGCUGCUACCCUUUGAAUCAGGUUUUAUGUUUUGUUAGUAUGCAUUUCUUGUAGGUAUGUCCUGUUUCUUUUAGAAGAUUAAGUUUAUGAAUGACUAAUGAGACAAGCGGCUUCCAACUUGUAUGAUGCGUUUGUCUUGUGUUUUUAGCCAACAAUGGUUCACUUCUAAACC